Messenger RNA from Fusarium falciforme, 6318 nucleotides. RefSeq names its product PKS-AT domain-containing protein. Bases 1 to 6318 code for a protein of 2105 amino acids. The record is from RefSeq and is a predicted model, not a curated record. Lineage: Eukaryota; Fungi; Ascomycota; Sordariomycetes; Hypocreales; Nectriaceae. Gene Ontology annotation, biological process: long-chain fatty acid biosynthetic process. Gene Ontology annotation, cellular component: fatty acid synthase complex. The transcript is spliced from 2 exons. Gene Ontology annotation, molecular function: enoyl-[acyl-carrier-protein] reductase (NADH) activity; [acyl-carrier-protein] S-acetyltransferase activity; fatty acid synthase activity.
AUGUACGGCACCGGAGCAGGCCCUCAGACGGGCAUUUCCACUCCCAGAUCCAGCUCUUCUCUCCGGCCGUUGACUCUCUCCCACGGCUCUCUCGAGACCUCUUUCCUCAUCCCCACCAACCUUCACUUCCACGCCUCCCAGUUGAAAGACAAGUUCAUCGCCAGCCUACCCGAAGCCACCGACGAGCUUGCCCAGGAUGACGAGCCCUCAUCCGUCCCCGACUUGGUCGCCAGAUACCUCGGUCUCAUCGCCCACGAGGUCGACGAGGGUGAGGAUGAUGAGCAGGGCUCUUACGAGGAGGUCCUGAAGCUCGUCCUCAACGAGUUUGAGCGCAACUUCCUCCGUGGCAAUGAGGCCCACGCUGUUGCCGCCACUCUGCCCGGUAUUGAGUCCAAGAAGCUCGACUUCAUCCGAAGCUACUACACUGCUCGCUCUGUUAUCAACCGACCGAUCAAGCCCCAUGCCUCAGCUCUUUUCCGGGCUGCUGAGGAUGGCGAUGCCGAGAUUUACACCAUCUUCGGUGGUCAGGGCAACAUCGAGGAGUAUUUCGAGGAGCUGCGGGAAAUCUACAAGACCUACUCUAGCUUCGUGGGUGACUUGAUCAGCUCCUCAGCCGAGCUCCUCCAGAACCUCUCUAAGAACCCUACCGCCGAGAAGUCGUUCCCCAAGGGUCUUGAUGUCAUGAACUGGCUUCACCACGCCGACUCUACUCCCGAUGUCGACUACUUGAUCUCGGCCCCCGUCAGCUUUCCUCUGAUCGGUCUUGUCCAGCUCGCUCACUACGAGGUGACAUGUAAGGUUCUCGGCGUGCACCCCGGUAUGCUCCGUGACAGAAUCACCGGUACCACUGGUCACUCCCAGGGUAUCGUGAUGGCUGCUGCUACCGCUGCCGCUGACUCUUGGGACUCUUGGCGCGAGAUUGCCACUUCCGUCCUCACCAUGCUCUUCUGGAUCGGAACUCGCAGCCAGCAGGCUUUCCCCAUCACCUCCAUGACCCCCAACAUGCUUCGGGAGUCAUCAGAGCACGGCGAGGGCUCCCCCACUCCCAUGCUUAGCAUCCGCGAUCUCUCCCAGUCUGAGGUCCAGAAGCACAUCGAUGCUACCAACCAGUACCUUCCUGAGGACCGUCACAUCAGCGUGUCCCUCAUUAACAGCCCUCGCAACCUGGUUGUGACUGGUCCUCCCACCUCGCUGUACGGUCUCAACUCUCAGCUGCGCAAGGUUAAGGCUCCCACUGGUCUUGACCAGAACCGAAUUCCUUACACCGAGCGAAAGGUCCGCUUCGUGAACCGAUUCCUGCCCAUCACGGCUCCCUUCCACAGCAAGUACCUCGCUGAGGCCACUGCUAUGAUUGAUGAGGAUCUGAAGGAGAUCGUCAUCGAUUCCAGCGAUCUCGGUAUUGCCGUCUUCGACACCAACACCGGUAACGAUCUCCGUGAGCAGGCCAAGGGCAACAUUGUUCCCGCCCUUGUUCGCCUCAUCACUCGGGAUCCCGUCAACUGGGAGAAGGCUACUGUCUUCCCUGAUGCCACUCACAUCCUGGACUUUGGUCCUGGUGGUAUCUCUGGUCUCGGUGUCCUGACCAGCCGCAACAAGGAGGGUACUGGCGUCCGUGUCAUUGUUGCUGGCACUGUCGACGGUGGACUGAGCGAGAUUGGCUACAAGCCUGAGAUCUUCGACCGGGAUGAGGAGAACGCCGUCAAGUAUGCCAUCGACUGGGUUAAGGAGUUCGGUCCCAAGCUAGUGACGACCAAGAGCGGACGCACAUACCUCGACACCAAGAUGAGUCGACUUCUCGGUCUCCCCCCGAUCGUGGUUGCAGGCAUGACUCCUGCUACCGUGCCGUGGGAUUUCGUUGCUGCCACCAUGAACGCUGGAUACCACAUCGAGCUUGCUGGUGGUGGUUACUUCAUCGGCCCCAUGAUGACUGACGCCAUCAUGAAGAUCGAGAAGGCCAUUCCUGCUGGUCGUGGUAUUUCUGUCAACCUGAUCUACGUCAACCCCCGUGCUAUGUCCUGGCAGAUUCCCUUGAUCGGCAAGCUUCGUUCUGAAGGUGUUCCUAUUGAGGGUCUCACCAUUGGUGCUGGUGUUCCUUCCAUUGAGGUUGCUCAGGAGUACAUUGAGACUCUUGGCCUCAAGCACAUCAGCUUCAAGCCCGGCUCCAUCGAUGCCAUCCAGGCUGUCAUCAACAUCGCCAAGGCCAACCCCCACUUCCCUGUUAUCCUCCAGUGGACUGGUGGCCGUGGCGGUGGUCACCACUCCUUCGAGGAUUUCCACCAGCCCAUCCUCCAGAUGUACGGCCGUAUUCGACGACAGGAGAACCUCAUCCUCGUUGCCGGUAGUGGUUUCGGUGGUGCCGAUGAUACCUACCCCUACCUUACUGGUCAGUGGGCCAAGAAGUACGGCUACCCUCCCAUGCCUUUCGACGGUUGCUUGUUCGGUAGCCGCAUGAUGGUUGCCAAGGAGGCCCAUACCAGCAAGGCUGCCAAGGAGGCUAUUGUCGCUGCUCCUGGUCUUGAGGACAGUGAGUGGGAGCAGACCUACAAGGGACCUGCCGGUGGUGUCAUCACCGUUCGCUCUGAGAUGGGCGAGCCCAUCCACAAGCUUGCCACUCGUGGUGUUCGCUUCUGGGCCGAGAUGGACCAGAAGAUCUUCAGCCUUCCCAAGGAGAAGCGUGUUGCUGAGCUUAAGAAGAACAAGGACUACAUCAUCAAGAAGCUCAACGAUGACUGCCAGAAGGUCUGGUUCGGCCGCAACAAGGAGGGCAAGGCCGUCGACCUUGAUGACAUGACCUAUGCCGAGGUUCUGCGACGUCUCAUCGAGCUCCUCUAUGUCAAGCACCAGUCACGCUGGAUUGACCGCUCGUACACCGUUCUUACUGGUGACUUCAUUCACCGUCUGGAGGAGCGUUUCACCACAUCCCCUGGAAAGGCAUCUCUUCUCCAGAGCUACUCUGAGCUCAGCGACCCCUUCGGCGUGAUUGACCGUGUCCUCGCCGCCUAUCCCGAGGCCGAGAACCAGAUCAUCAACGCCCAGGAUGUCCAGCAUUUCCUUAUCAUGUGCAUGCGCCCCACCCAGAAGCCUGUCACCUUCAUCCCUACCUUUGAUGACAACUUCGAGUUCUACUUCAAGAAGGACUCCCUGUGGCAGUCUGAGGAUCUGGAUGCGGUUGUUGACCAGGACGUUGGCCGAACCUGCAUUCUCCAGGGUCCCACUGCUGCCAAGUUCUCGACUGUCAUUGACCAGCCUAUCAAGGAGAUCCUUGACAACAUCCACGAGUCUCACAUCGAGUUCCUGACCAGGGAUCAGUACAGCAACAACAAGGCUUCCAUCCCUUACACCGAGUACUUCGGUGGUAAGCUGGUUGACCCUGAGAUCCCUCUGGACGUUGAGGGCUUGACUGUCAGCUACGACACCUACAAGAACACCUACCGCUUGUCGUCGUCUGCUGCCGCCACUCUGCCCGAGCUCGACUCCUGGCUGUCUCUCCUGGCUGGUGCUAACCGCAACUGGCGUCACGCCCUGCUCAUGUCGGACGUCGUUGCCCAGGGCCAGAAGUUCCAGACCAACCCCAUCCGACGCAUCUUUGCUCCCUCUCGCGGUCUGUUUGUGGAGAUUUCCUACCCCAACGACCCUGCCAAGACCACCAUCGUGGUUCGCGAGCAGCCUCGUCACAACCAGUAUGUUGAUGUGAUCGAGGUCAAGCUGGUCGGGGAGAACAAGAUCCAGGUCAACAUGAUCAAGGAGACCACCGCUCUUGGCAAGCCUGCUGCCCUCCCUCUCCUUUUCACCUACCACCCUGAGGCUGGUUAUUCGCCCAUCCGUGAGGUCAUGGAGGGCCGCAACGACCGCAUCAAGGAGUUCUACUGGAAGGCGUGGUUCGGAGAGGACGCUCUUGACCUUGACGCUGAUGUUACUGCCAAGUUUGAUGGUGGCAAGACUACCAUCACCGGCGAGGCCAUCAACGACUUUGUCCACGCUGUUGGCAACACCGGCGAGGCCUUCGUUGACCGACCUGGCAAGACUGUCUACGCUCCUAUGGACUUUGCCAUUGUUAUUGGCUGGAAGGCUAUCACCAAGCCCAUCUUCCCUCGCACCAUUGACGGCGAUCUCCUGAAGCUUGUGCACCUGUCUAACCAGUUCCGCAUGAUCCCCGGCGCGGAGCCUCUCAAGAAGGGCGACGAGGUUACCACCACUGCCCAGAUCAACGCCGUCAUCAACCAGGAUGCUGGUAAGAUGGUUGAGGUUUGUGGCACCCUCGUCCGAGACGGCGAGCCUGUCAUGGAGGUCACCUCUCAGUUCCUCUACCGCGGUACUUACACCGAUUACGAGAACACCUUCCAGCGCAAGGUUGAGACCCCUAUCCAGGUGCACCUUGCUACCACUAAGGAUGUUGCUGUCCUCCGCUCCAAGCAGUGGUUCUCCCUCGAUGAGCUCCCUCGUGACAUUGAGCUCCUCGGUCAGACCCUGACCUUCCGACUCCAGAGCCUGGUUCGCUUCAAGAACAAGAACGUGUUCAGCAGCAUCGAGACCCGCGGCCAGGUCUUGCUCGAGCUUCCCACCAAGGAGGUGAUCCAGGUUGCCAGCGUUGACUACGAGACCGGCGAGUCCCACGGCAACCCUGUCAUUGACUACCUCGAGCGAAAUGGCAAGACCAUUGACCAGCCCAUCAACUUUGAGAACCCCAUCCCUCUCAGCGGCAGGACUCCUCUGGCUCUCCGAGCCCCUGCUUCCAACGAGAACUACGCUCGUGUCUCUGGCGACUACAACCCCAUCCACGUCUCUCGUGUCUUCUCCAGCUACGCUAGCCUGCCCGGUACCAUCACCCACGGCAUGUACUCUAGCGCUGCUGUGCGAAGUCUCGUCGAGACCUGGGCCGCUGAGAACAACAUUGGCCGCGUUCGCAGCUUCCAUGCCUCCCUGGUUGGCAUGGUCCUGCCCAACGACGAUCUUGAGGUCAAGCUCCAGCACACCGGCAUGGUUUCUGGCCGCAAGAUCAUCAAGGUCGAGGUCCGCAACAAGGAGACUGAGGACAAGGUUCUCGAGGGUGAGGCCGAGGUUGAGCAGCCCGUCACCGCCUAUGUCUUUACUGGACAGGGCUCUCAGGAACAGGGUAUGGGUAUGGAGCUGUACGCCAGCAGCCCCGUUGCCAAGGAGGUCUGGGACCGCGCCGACAAGUACCUCCUGGACAACUAUGGUUUCUCUAUCACCAACAUUGUGAAGAACAACCCCAAGGAGCUUACCAUCCACUUCGGUGGUCCCCGUGGUAAGGCUAUCCGCCAGAACUACAUUGCCAUGACCUUCGAGACUGUGGCUGCGGACGGUAGCAUCAAGUCGGAGAAGAUCUUCAAGGACAUUGACGAGACUACCACCUCGUACACCUACCGCUCUCCUACCGGUCUGCUCUCUGCCACCCAGUUCACGCAGCCCGCCCUUACCCUGAUGGAGAAGGCCAGCUUCGAGGACAUGAAGUCUAAGGGCCUGGUUCCCAACAACAGCACCUUUGCCGGUCACUCGCUCGGUGAAUACUCGGCCCUUGCUGCCCUGGCCGAGGUUAUGCCUAUUGAGAGUCUGGUGUCGGUUGUGUUCUACCGUGGUCUCACCAUGCAGGUGGCCGUGGAGCGUGACGCUGCCGGACGGUCCAACUACUCGAUGUGCGCCGUUAACCCCAGCCGCAUCAGCAAGACGUUCAACGAGGCUGCUCUGCAGUUUGUGGUGGACAACAUUGCCGAGGAGACUGGCUGGCUCCUGGAGAUUGUCAACUACAACAUUGCCAACAUGCAGUACGUGUGCGCUGGUGACCUGCGGGCUCUUGACACGCUUGCGGGCGUGACCAACUUCCUCAAGGUGCAGAAGAUCGACAUUGAGGAGAUGAAGAACAACAUUGAGGAGGCCAAGGGUCACCUCCGCGAGAUCAUUCGCGGCUCUGCCGAGAAGACUCUGGCCAAGCCUCGUCCUCUGGAGCUCGAGCGUGGAUUCGCCACGAUUCCUCUCCGAGGUAUCGACGUGCCUUUCCACUCUACCUUCCUCCGAUCGGGCGUCAAGCCCUUCCGAUCCUUCCUGCUCAAGAAGAUCAACAAGACAUCGAUUGAUCCCUCCAAGCUGGUCGGAAAGUACAUUCCCAACGUGACGGCCAAGCCGUUUGCGCUGACCAAGGAGUACUUUGAGGAUGUGUACAAGCUGACCAACUCUCCCAAGAUUGGUGCUGUCCUUGCCAACUGGGACAAGUACACUCAGGAUGAGGCGGCCACCAACGGUGUUGAUGGUAGCGACAGCAGCUCAGGCGGUGACUACGAGGGCCCCGGCGCUGCUGCUUAG